Trypanosoma theileri is the source of this 1977-nucleotide messenger RNA. RefSeq lists its product as uncharacterized. Bases 1 to 1977 code for a protein of 658 amino acids. The record is from RefSeq and is a predicted model, not a curated record. The transcript has a single exon. NCBI's taxonomy places the organism in Eukaryota, Euglenozoa, Kinetoplastea, Trypanosomatida, Trypanosomatidae.
AUGUCACGGCAAGAAGGCCUUGAUAGUGAAGAAAAACAUACAUUGUCUACUCCAGAGAUCCAUCAUGUUUUGCCGAACCCACCGCCAGUUCCCACAACACGUGGUCCACCGCUGACUGGUAGUGGGCGUACACCGAGCGGGCCACCACGCGGAACACCCAAACGAUGGUCUGUGCGAUACUCCACCGGCGUUAGUUGCAGAAGUGAAGGAGAUCCACUACAUGCGAGUGCGGUAGGCACCCCAGAGGCUUCUGCAACCCAGCGGAGUGGAAAGUAUACAGUGAAAGGGGCGGCACCACUUGUGCCAUCGGCACCCGAUGCGGCAUCUAAAACCCCUGAAAGCGUAGAGUUGUUUUGGACUAUUCAUACUGAAACACCAACGCCGACAACAUCUGUGGUGUUUCAUAUUGAGAAGGGGGCCUCUACGAUACCUGAUGAGAAUUCAAGUAUUGCCUUUGAGGUGUUGGAGUCGAUGGCGGCCACUCAUGUCAGUCAAGCUCCACUGAUGGUGCAGGAAGGGCAACAACAACAACAACAGCAAGAAGAAAAAAGGGAAGAACAGGAGGAGGGAAAAAAGGAACCCAGGAUAGAGCUUGGGGUGCUGGAAGGUGCAGGACAAACCAGCACCGGGGUCUCCCGUGAUAAUACUACUACGUUUAGUAAUUAUUUUAAUGGCAUCCGUGAUGUUGCGAAUCUCGAUGAUGAUGAUGAGAUGGAUUCUCUACCAGCAGCGUUACCACCACCACCACCAACGCCACAUCCAACCGCAAACCCAGCCACCUCCUCGCGGUUUGGUAAUACAGCAACUAAACUGGAGUUUGGGAGUAAACAGUCUACUGGCAUGAACGGGAAGAGUGUCGCAAAAGGAAAUGGAGUGCGGGGAGGAAGAGUGCCAGAAACAACAAAGAAACCAAGAACAACAACAACAACACUAAAACCAGCAGUCUUCAGAUACUUGGGGCUAACACCCCCGCCACCGGUACUACAACCACCAAUACGAUCCAUUCUUAACGAAGUGAACGCGUGGAUGGAAAUAGUAUCACAUGUAGGGAAUAUGGGUUUCCAAAAACGUUACCUACAAGAUUCAGAUCGAGCUUUUCGUGAUAUGCAACGUGAGACGGAAGUACUUCUUGCGGAGAAUGCUAUAGCUGAGAAGGGACUUCGUGAGGCCAAGGGCCGUUAUGUUAAUGCUCUUGAUGAGUGUGACCGCCUUCAGAAGGAAAUACUUGAAAGAGACCAGAUGCGCAAUAAGAGGAAGAAUGACAGUCAAGCUAUGGGAGAAGAAGAAAGAAAGCGAAGAGAAGAAGAGGAAGAAAAGUAUGCAGAGGAAAUAGAAGCUUGGCGGAUUGAGAAAGGUGAGCUUUUAGCGCAGAAGGCGUUGCUAUUGCAAAGACGCAAUGAAUUACAACACCAUCUUCGGCGUGGUACAAACAUUAAAAAUGUAGCUACUGUGUCUCGUCCUCAGCGAACUUCACAAGAUCGAGACGAUCAAAUUGAUGGAUCUAUUCCACCAGCAGAAGAUCUUGAAAUAAUCCAAAUGCGGUUAGAGAUAAAGGAAUCGCGGGUUUGUUUUGAAAAACUUGUUGAGGCUCACCAAGUAUUGAAAGAAACACGGCGUGUGCGUCAACAGGAGAUUGAUGAUGAAUGCAACACUCUUCGCCAAACAGUGACAGAAACAAAACAAAUUAUGGAAACUUGGCGCAGUACCUUGCAGACAUCUCUUUACGAAGCAGAACGACUGCGAACCGUAUAUCAAAAAGAAGGUGAAGACUCACUUGUGUUGCUAUUAGAGCGGAGUAUAGAGGAAGCAAGGGCGUUACUGAAACCUAAUGACAAUAUGUCUGUUUCGGGUGACAGUAUCCGUUCGCGUGGGGCAAGUGUGACUCGGCGUUCGUCUCUUAACUCUACUCCCCGUCGUGGCGCAGGAUCGUUUAACUCUCCCCCAACACCAGCAUCACGACAGAUUCGUCUCAACUAA